AUGGAUCUGACAGCCGUCAAGGACUUCUUGGCGGAAGCUGGCACGCCCUCUUCCGAGCAGGAGGAAAAUAAUCAACAGGAGGAGGUAGCGUCGCCCCCAAAAGAACAGACAAGUGGUGGGAGGAUCGUUCGGCGACGAGCAAGGAAAGCUUGUGUUGAGUGUCAUAAGAGGAAAGUGCGAUGCGACGUUCUUACUCGAGGGCAAGUCUGUACCAAUUGCCGUCUUGAUGGUCUACCAUGCAGACUUCCUGCAAAAGAUGGGUAUGAUCUUGUUCAGCCACAGCCACCCAGUGCAAACGUCGAAAUCGCAACCCCUCAAAUAACUGCGCCAGCACCUCUUACAGCAUCCAUCACCGAUCAUGAUCCCAUUCCAAGCAUACCAUCUUUCGUCCCAAUCCGAGACGAAUCCCCGAGUUUCUGCAACGCAUGGUCGUUCCGUCCUUCCAUAUCCACCAAACUUUCAAACACAACAACGUCGGCGACGUCUACAUCCCAUAUCGAUGUCUUAUUCUCAUACUACGGCUUCGUGGAAUCCGAGUCCCUGUCGCAUAUCCCUCCCGAGGACUUCAAAUUCUUGGAGAAUAAAGGAUGCUUCCACGUCCCGUCACGACCUGUUUUAGAUGAGUUUAUCAAAGAGUAUUUCUUACAUGUUCAUCCAGUCUUACCGAUUUUGAAUGAAGGGCAGUUUUGGGAUAUGUAUCUUGGGGAUAGCAGGCUCGGGACUUCGACAUCGAUGAAGGUGUCUCUGUUCAUGUUUAGAGCUAUUCUGUUUGUGAGCUGCAGUUUUGUAUCAGAAGACUUGCUCAAGCAAAUGGGUUUCCGCGACGCUUUUGAAGCUCGUCUCAAUUUCUAUAGACGAGCGAAACUUCUCUACGACUUCGACACUACCUCAGACUCAAUAUCCAUCGCUCAAGCAGCUUUACUGCUUACAUACUAUUCAUCUGAUCGAGAACCAUCUAUGAACACAUAUUGGCUCCGUAUCGCAAUCCAAUAUGCCCAGCAAGAACGCGCUCAUCUGUACCACCAAUCAAUAUCAAUGUCAUACGCAGAUCGCCAGAUUCGAAAACGGCUUUGGUGGUGCUGUAUCCUUCGAGAUAGGAUUUUACCUCUUGGCGUGAGGCGUUCGAUUCAGAUCACUCAUACCAUGUUUCCUCUACAUUCUGCCUCACCUCUUACUUCUUUGGAUCUGGAGUCUGAGCUGUCCCGUUCUAAAGUAUACGAUUAUUCCACGAAAAAAGUCCUCAAUAAGGUGUUGGAAAAGCAGAUUGAGUUGGCGAUCAUCUUGACGGAUGUACUUGAGGUGAUCUAUCCUAUAGGCUCUUUGGACUACAACAGUUUGAUGAAAAUGCCAAUGCGGAUUGGUGUUGUAAGAGGACGACUGGAAGGUUGGUUGAGUGGCUUCCAAUGUAGCAUGGGGGAACGUGAAAAAGUGCAACAUAAAUCCAUAACCUUAUUCCUCGGAGUAACAGAAAUAUACUACCACUCCGCCCAAGCAGCCCUCGCCCAAUACGAAUCCCUCGCCCUCCAAGCCUCCAUCACGACCCGCACGCCCCUCCACCGCACCAAAGAACUCGGCACCCACCUCCACGCCUCCAUCGCCCGCAUCUCCCAAACAGUCGGCACCCUCGUCGCCCUCGACAUCGCGCGCUACCUGCCCGUCUCCGCCGUCGCAUACAUGGCUCUCCCCAUCAUCCUGAAUUCCAUCGACCUCCAAAACACCACCAAGGUCGACCGCGGCGGCGAGAAACGCCAUCAAUUGCGCUCGUAUAAUGAGGCGAUGUCGCUGUGCCAUGCGAGAUAUACGGGGACGGGCAUGUGUUUAAGGUAUAUCGAUCAGACGAUCGCAGCGGCGAAAGCGGAUCUCGCGGUCCCGGCGACGGAGUGUUCAUCGAGGGAGGUGUUGGAGAAGGUGAUGGAGGGGGGGAAUGGGAUGGAUGACUGGUUUGAGGCGUUUGUGGUGCGGCCCAGGCAGUAUCUGAGGAUUGCGUUGACGGUCGAUGUGUGGAUGUGCAAGGGGAAGAUGGCGGGGCAGGAGGAUUUGCCGCGGGUGUUGAUGUUGGAGGAUGGGGAGAGGUCGGAGAGUGUUCUUGGUGUGGGUGUUCCCAGGAGCUUGGGGUUUGGGAGUGAGAGUGUGGGUGGGGUCGAGGAGUUGCUGUCGGAGGAGGUGCAGGGGCCGAAGGAGAUGGUGUUGGUAGAGGGCGAGAAGAGGAGAAGGGAUUUGGAUUAUUUUGAUUUUGGGGGUGGGGAGAUGGUUGAUGAUGUUUUGGUGGAUGAGCUGGGAUUUGGUGUAGAGGGUGGUGGGGAGAGUGAGAGGGGGAGUAAUGGUGUUGAUGUUGAGAUUGAAUUGGGGAGUGAAGGGGAGGGAGAUUCUCAAUCUAUGGAUCAGGAGGAUUGGAAUGGUGCAAUGGUAGAAGGAAUCCUGGAGGAUGUUUUGAGGAUUGGCUCAUUCUGA
This is a messenger RNA of Mollisia scopiformis, 2451 nucleotides long. RefSeq lists its product as uncharacterized. The record is from RefSeq and is a predicted model, not a curated record. The transcript is spliced from 6 exons. The coding region runs from base 1 to 2451 and encodes 816 amino acids. Gene Ontology annotation, biological process: regulation of DNA-templated transcription; DNA-templated transcription. Lineage: Eukaryota; Fungi; Ascomycota; Leotiomycetes; Helotiales; Mollisiaceae. Gene Ontology annotation, molecular function: DNA binding; zinc ion binding; DNA-binding transcription factor activity, RNA polymerase II-specific.